AUGGGGGCAACAUUAGAUAUUUGGAAGUCACGUGACCAGUCAUUAAAUGGCAAGGUUAUUUUGAGCAAAGUAUUGGGGGAUACACAUUUACUCAUUGUGAUGGACUCUAUUUCAAUUCCGUCAAAAGAUAUUUUAAAAGCAAGAUCGACAUUGUUUGGUUUCCUUUGGAAUGGAAAGAGGCACCAUAUUAAAAGUAAUACUUUGACAGGGGACAGAAAUAACGGUGGAUUGCGCAUGGUCGACUUAGAGUUACAAAAUAAGGCUUUUAAACUUGCAUACAUGAUGCAUAUAAUAGAAACUGAUGCACCUUUGGGAAAUAUUCCAAAGAGUUAUUUUGAGAAAUAUGGGGGCCUAAAAUGUUUACUAAAAUGUAACUAUGACCCAUUUGUUGUAACCUCAGUAGAGACUGUGUAUCAUGUAGAGACAGGAGACACUGUGGUGUUAGAGUGCAGUUUAGACAACCAAGGAGCUGAUUUUCCAUAUGUCAUAGAGUGUACUAUUGAAAAUAUUCAAGCAGAUGAUGAUGGCUUCUAUGACUGUAGAAUUGGAUUCCUAAAUGGACAAAAUGACAAACUGAAAAAUAACACAUGGGUACAGCUGAUUGUCAGUGCUCCACCAACUUUCUCUGAAACCUCGCCUUCAAGGGUGACUUUCACACCUGGAAGUGAUAUGGUUUUGCAUUGCCAGGCAACAGGAAAUCCACCACCAUCAGUAUUGUGGAAGAAAGGUGGUACUGUAUUAGUGACAUCAUUAAGAACAACAGUGACUGCUAAUUCUUUGACUGUGCAUAAAGUUGGUCCUUCUGACAAUGGAGCAUAUACAUGUGCACCACACUUUGUGGUGAUGCCAGCUAAUUUAACAGUUAAUGAAAAUGCUGAAGCAAUAUUAGAAUGUGAAGCGGAAGGAUCACCAUCCAUAAUAACUUAUCAUUGGUUUAAAAAUGGCAAUGAGAUAGAAUCCUAUUCUAAUAUGAGAGAGCGAUUAGAGUAUUUAUUGGAUGGUACAUUAUUAAUACAUAGUGUACAACCGAGUGAUGAAGGAUGGUUUACAUGCAGACCGACUAAUGGUGUUGGAAACCCACCUGUAGCUACUGCUUAUUUACAAGUCUUAUUUGCUGCAUAUGUGGAUGAGAUGCCAGCACACACCUAUAUCCCAAUUGGAUUGAAAGGAACUAUUACAUGCAAUAUAAGGGCUAAUCCGCCAUUCACUGAGGUAGUUUGGACCAAGGAUUGGGUGCAGUUAGAUAAUUUAAAUGGUUACAAUAUAGUUGCUAAUGGUAAUUUGGUCAUAAUGGAAGUGGGAUUACAAAAUGAAGGACGAUAUACUUGUACGCCGUAUAAUAAUCUUGGCAGUCGUGGUGAAUCCCUGCCAACUAAUGUACAUGUAAGAGAUCCUCCUGUAUUUAUAACUAGACCAAGAUCUAUAUACCAAAGAGAGCUGGGUCAGCAAGUCACCUUCCAGUGUGCAGCUCAAGGAGAUCCCAAACCAACUAUUAAAUGGACGAAGGUAAAUGGUGACAUUCCUAUUGACAGAGCUUAUUCUCAAAAUGGCUAUCUUACAAUAUCUUACCUACACAAAGAGGAUCAUGGGAAAUAUGAAUGUCUGGCGGAGAAUGUUGUAGCUACUGUUGCUACAAGUACAAAUCUUAUUAUAGAAAGUAAGUACAAAGAGGAGAUUGGAGAUUUAAACUGGCCAGUGAUUUUGUGUUCAAUGUGUUUUCAAGAGUUGGGUGUUGCUAUUAGUAAAUGGUUUUUACUCUUAAUGUCAAUAACAUUUUCUCCAAUUGAAUUUUCAACAGGUAAACGCCCUGGUCCACCACAUAAUGUGUUAGUAAAUGAAACAAGAUCUGGAUUGAUUUUAUACUGGAGUAAGCCAGUUAAUACAGCCAAUGAGAUAGUAGGAUAUGUUGUGGAGUAUAAAGAAGUUGGUAAAGAGUGGGCAAUCUUAGAAGACGAUAUAGCUGCCAGUGAGUUGAUGUAUACAGCACAGAAUCUAUUGCCUGAUACACAUUACUCAUUUAGAAUAUUUGCAUUGACACAGACAGCGUUCAGUGAACCCAGUGAAGUGGUCAUAGCAUAUACUGGAGAUAUACCUGUAUAUUAUGGUCGUACUGGUUUCCCUACACCAAUCACAGCAGCCAUUGUCGGUGCUUUGUGUUUUCUGAUUGUCAUAUCCUUACUAUUUUCACUGGGUGUUUAUAGAGUUCAUAAAAAGAGAAAAGAAAAGAAACGUGUAACAUUUGAAACUGGAAAGCCAUCCACAAGACCACUGACUACUACAAAACCAAAAUCUCAAAGUUCAGCAGAAAAUAAGCAUCAAACCCGUCCCAAACUGCCAGAACUGAAGCCAGUCUUAGUCCCAUUUUUUGCAAGAUUAAAAAGAAGUUACAGUCGCCGCAAAAAAGCCAAACCAAAUGAGAAAAUGACUUCAAAUAAAGGUGUUACUGUGAGUGAAUCUUUAUUUGCCAGAAAAUCUAAAGUACCUGUGUAUAAAGUAGAGGUUGAUUAUACAAGUCCUAUCAGUCAGAUUAGUCGUACUAUUGAUGGUAAGUUUGUAUUGGGUCAAGACACACCAACUAUGUGUGCGACCAGCAGUGAAGAAUCUACAUACACUACCACUGAUAGUGAAACAACGGUUGAUUCCACUCAAGAAAUUGUAUAUCGUCGUGGUUUAUGUACAAGUAGUCCUGAAGACGUAAUUUAUAAGAAACCCUUUAUUGUGCCGAAUGUGAGAAAUGUGAAUCCCUGUGAUGAACCACGACAUCAUUCUGGUAUCAGUAUCAAGGAUAUUUGGAAAGCAAAAGCUGAAUUUGACAAGUUAAAUCAACUAUUUGAAACAAAUCAUUCUGAUCUGAAACAAAGUCCCAAGAAAACAGAUUCCCUUCCUCAGUUUUCUCGGCCAAGUGAAAUAUUAAGUGGCGAGACACAAGGACGAGCAAGAAGGCCUCAGACAGCAGAUAACUGGAGACCUAAUCAUUCAGCCAUGCAACUGUUGUCAAGGAGACCAUCACAAAGAACACCGAUUUAUUCUACAGCUAGCACCCCUUCUACAUUACGAGACAUCAGUUCCAUAUCAGGAACUCCACAACGGACAGUGAGUGUUGAAAUACACAGAAGCAAUGAAGAACCAAUGGAUAAGGGUGAAUAUGUCAGUAUAUGCCCACCACAACGAUUGGAAGAAAACUUAUUAAGUACACCACGUAGAAGGGGAGAAGAAACCCCCAUUGCACCAAUCAAACCAAUGAGAUAUAAUAUAACUCCAGUAGAUUCCUUAGAAACUCUUGUAGCAGAUCAUAAUUCAACCACAAAUCAACAAACAAUUAAAGAUUCUGACAUUACUUUAACCAAUCUACAAGACACUUCAUCAAAGUUACAAAUAAUUCGUGAUAUGCUUCCUAAAAUUGGAGAUUGCUCUUCUCAGAAUCGUAAUAGUAUUACAUCUAUGAGUAGUGGAAGGGGAAGCCGCACAACCACGCUGUCCAGAUCAUCGCGCGGUGGAUCAUUUAAACAACAAGAAUCGUCUUCACCAGGUGUGAGCAGUGGAAUUGGUAGUCGUACUGCAUCACACAGUACUAUGUCAUCACAUCAACGAUCUGCAUCAAUACCUAGUGAUCAAAUAAGCUUAGACUCUCCAUUCUCAGAUAGUCUAACUAUUUUUAGUUUGCAAAAAGAUGGUUCAAUUGAUGAAAAUUAUGAAUUUGAUAAGCCACCAGAAUCUGAACUCCUACAUGCAUUGAAACAAAUUCAAUGUAAAUCAUCAACCAUGAAACCCCAUUCCUUGAAAGAUGUGAAAUCAAGCAGUGACUUGAUGCCAAGACCCAGGUCAUCCCCACAAUAUGAAGAUAAUGAGGCAAGAUGCGCUAAACUAAAAGAGGAAUUUUUAGAAUUCCAAAAACAACAACAAACAGGUGGCUUGACUUCACAAAAGAAAAUCGGGAAACACUAUGAACAGACAACAAUGGUUUAA
Molecule: messenger RNA, 3966 nt
Organism: Saccoglossus kowalevskii
Lineage: Eukaryota; Metazoa; Hemichordata; Enteropneusta; Harrimaniidae
Product: protein turtle homolog B-like
Biological process (GO): cell-cell adhesion
Molecular function (GO): protein binding
Source: RefSeq, a predicted model, not a curated record